GGUGUUGGGAAGAGGGAAGAGCCAGGCUGGCGCAACACUUUGCUGUCGUUUCCGAAGAGUUUGGGUGAUUGUGCCACUCCUGGGCGUGCUGCGCCGAUGGCCGGGCGGCGAGCUGUCACUCCUCGUCGCGUGGUGCUCUCUCACUGGCCGGGUUUCGCUGCAGCUGCGACUUCUCAAUGGGGUUCAUUGUAACGGUUUCACGUUGUAGCGGCGAGGAACCUCGGUGAAGCAGCGCUGCGACUGCGAUCGCGGUGAGGGAAGCGGAGCGCGGCGCUCGUCAGUGGCAAUCGUCCUGUCGUACAAGCGCCGAAGACCACAGAAGUGCGCAGUGGAGGGAGAUGCUGUCACAUGCUUGCUAGACUUAUUCGGGGACGGACUGACCAAUAUUUUAACAACGAGCCGGAAUCCUUUUUCUUUCUGUUAAGACGGGUUGCUUAUUUGAAUGCGCAGAAGGAUCGGGAAGCCGAAGGUUUGAUGCCCCUGAUUUGGCUGCGAUCAUCAUCUGCUCAUCUCAUGCUCUGGCUCAUCAAUCACUUUCCCUCCAGCUGUCCUGCUCCGGUCUGUGCUGUUGGAAGCUCUGUCCCCUACCCGCUGCACCGCUCUCACUGAGAACCUCCAGAUCCACACUUCUAGAUCCUCCUGGUCACCAGAAAGCUCUCCUGCCUUCCCUCCAUCCUCUCCUACUUUCUCCUCUGGCCCACAACAUGAACGGGAGGCGUGGCCUGUGGACAGCACUUGCCCUCUUCCUGCUGGUCCAAUGGGAGGCAGGCUCCUGGGGAAUGACCCUCAACUCCAUUCCGCUGCAUCCAGCAUCGCGCCGAGCCCAUGGGGCGGACCCAGGAGCACCUCCGCCCAGGCACAAGAGGAACUGGGUGUGGAACCAAUUCUUCGUUCUGGAGGAGUACACCGGCGACGACCCACUCUACGUUGGCAAGCUCCACUCGGACGUAGAUAAAGGGGAAGGGAGGAUUAAGUAUGUGCUCUCGGGCGAGGGCGCUACCACCAUUUUCACCAUCGACGAGAACACGGGCGACAUCCACGCCACAAAGAGGCUGGACCGCGAGGAGCAGGCGUACUACACGCUGAGGGCGCAGGCCCGCGACCGGGCCUCCAACCUCCCUGUUGAGCCCGAGUCAGAGUUCGUCAUCAAGGUGCAGGACAUCAACGACAAUGAGCCCAAGUUCCCCGACGGCCCGUACCAGGCCCAAGUGCCUGAAAUGUCUCCAGUUGGCACAUCCGUGGUCGAGGUGAAGGCAACGGACGCAGAUGACCCCACGUACGGCAACAGCGCUAGGGUCGUCUACAGCAUUCUCGAGGGGCAGCCAUAUUUCUCCGUUGAACCCAAAACAGGUAUCGUGAGGACAGCCCUGCCCAACAUGGACCGCGAGGCGAGGGACCACUACCUCCUGGUCAUCCAGGCCAAGGACAUGGGCGGCCAGAUGGGAGGCCUAUCGGGGACCACAUCUGUGACCGUCACCCUGACCGACGUCAACGACAACCCUCCGCGCUUCUUGCGAAAAUCCUAUCAGUUUCCUGUGUCCGAGUCUCUGCCUGUGGCCUCGGUGGUGGCCAAGAUAAAGGCCCUGGACUCAGAUGUAGGACCCAACGCUGAGAUGGAGUAUAGAAUUAUAGAAGGGGACGGCCUUGGGGUGUUCAGGGUGGAGCCAGACAGAGACACCCAAGAAGGGGUGAUAAUUCUACAGAAGAGUCUCGACUUUGAGACCAAGACGAGCUACGCCCUAAAAAUCGAGGCGUCCAACAGAAACACUGACCCGCGCUUCCGGGCUCAUGGGCCGUUCAGUGACACGGCGAUGGUGCGGCUGGCCGUGGACAAUGUGGACGAGCCACCCGUGUUCGUGGCGCCGCUCAGCAGGAUGGCGGUCUCGGAGGCGGCCAAAGUGGGCACCGUCGUUGGCACAGUAUCCGCCCUGGACCCCGACUCCAGCAACAGCCCCAUCAGAUACUCGAUAGACCGCAACACCGACCUGGAGCGCUUCUUCAACAUUGAGGCGUCGACUGGGGUCAUCAGCACGGCCAAGCCCCUGGAUCGAGAGCUCAAUGCUGUGCACAACAUCACCAUCCUCGCUGUGGAAAGCUUGGAUCCGACGCAGGUGGGAAAAGGGGUGACUCUCAUCACGGUGAUGGAUGUGAACGACAACGCACCAGUCUUCGCUAUAGAAUACGAGACGUUCCUGUGUGAGAGUGUCGGCCCAGGCCAGGUGAUCGAGACCAUAAGUGCAGUGGACAAAGAUGCGCCCCCAAGUGGCCAUCGCUUCUUCUUCUCUUUGAGCACGGAAGCUGCGGGAAACCAUAAUUUCACCCUCCGCGACAACAAAGACAACACGGCGUCUGUCCUGACCAAGCGGGGAGGUUUUCAGAGGCGAGAGCAGGCCACAUACCGCCUGCCUGUGCUCAUAGUGGACAGCGGGAGCCCGGCUCUCAGCAGCACAAACACCCUGUCCAUACGCGUGUGCGACUGUGACCAGGACGGCACCCCGCAGGCCUGUGGGACUGAGGCCUUCCUGCUGUCGGCUGGACUCAGCACCGGAGCCCUAAUGGCCAUUCUUGCCUGCAUCCUCACCCUUCUCGUGCUGGUGCUGUUGAUCGUGACCGUACGGCGGAGGAAGAAGGAGCCCCUGAUCCUGGACGAGGACCGCGAUGUGCGCGAGAACAUCGUGCGCUAUGACGACGAGGGUGGUGGCGAGGAGGACACCGAGGCUUUCGACAUGGUCGCCCUGCGCAACCUCAACGUGGCCCGCGACGGCAAGGCCCGGCGGGACGUCACGCCCGAGGUGCCCACCCUCUAUCUGUCGCGCCCCCCAGCGUACAGGAUCGCCCCGGACAGUGGUGUCUUCCGCGAGUUUAUAUGGGAGCGGCUGAAGGAGGCGGAUGUGGACGCGUCCGCACCACCCUACGACUCACUGCAGACAUACGCAUUUGAGGGCAGCGGCUCGGUAGCCGAGUCACUCAGCUCGCUCGAGUCUCUCAGCUCAGACUCGGAGCAGAACUAUGAUUACCUGAGCGACUGGGGGCCCCGCUUCAAGAGGCUCGCUGACCUCUACGGCCGCGCCGACAGCGGCACCGUGUUCUCCUCCUAGCCGGGGGACCAAGACACACUCAAACAAGGACAUAAUGGAAAUGAACAAUCAUCGAGACAGUGCCAAUGACUCACCAAUACUUGAAAGGAGGUGGGGGGGAAUAAAACAGACAAAACAUUCUGUGUGUGGGAGAAGAUAUACUGGCAUUGAUUACCAAACGAAAAUGACACUUUUUUUGUAACAGGUGUUUCAUGACUUCAUGUGAUAAGAUUCUCUGGGGACUGCGGAUUUAUAUUCUGGCACUUUGGAAGAAAACCACAAUAAACCACCAAGCCUUGACUUGGGAUUUUGCUAAGAGGGCGAAGGGAAGAAUCUCUUGCACACGUAAGAAGAAUGGGCAGAGGGGCUGAGACCACGUGAGACCGACCUGGAAUAAACUCUGUUCUGCAGAGACAAUUGGAGGUGUUCGAUCUCCAAGGUGAUAAAUCAGAACAGUGCCACACAUCUUCUCCCUGUAACACUGUAACACUGUUCUCUGAUCACUAUCUCUAUGUUUUUGUUCUCUCAGAUGUUUCUAUCUACCAUGGGUUCCUCAGUAAAAAAACAACUAUGAAGAGCAGCUGAGAACACUGAAAUACUUUCCAAAUGUUUGCCAGACAUGUUGCCUUGUGAGGUACCACAACUGGUCCUGUGUAAAAUAUCUUUUCUGCAUAUCCUCUCGCCUGACAUUAAGCUUUAUGUUCAUAUAAAAUGAAGUGUCACGAUCGCUUAACUUCUGCUGAGGCACAAGAAAGCUGUGAAUGCUCCAGUCUUUCAGAGAAUGAGUAAAUAUGAACAGUACCUCUGGGAAAGAGGGUGGGAGUCCUUGCAGAUGUUUUCAUUUUUUUUCCCUGUAGGGGUAGGGGGCAUCGGGGCUGGCCUCUCGGAGGGGUAAGUGUUGGUCAUCCCGUUUCUUCUCCGCAGGAAGAAUGUGGAGCCAGCAAGAAACCGAAGUUCAGGCCAUGGAAUUAAAUCCAUUCAUCUCUCUCACUUUUCAACUCCAAAAUAAAUUGUUUAUAGUGUCAGGCUCUGCCUUGUGUACCGUGUCCUGGAAAUACACACUGGACAACCGUUGUUUGAGCCAGCUUUUACCGAAGAACAGCCAGGCUGCUGUUGACACGAGGGCUUUCGGUGGAAAAAGCCUAAUGCGUUACAUUCUUCAGUAGUUUUCUUUGAGAAAAUGGAGAUAAUUCCAGACACCUAGCUGAUUCUUGAUGGCUAUUAUUAUUGUUUGAGUAAACAUGUUAUCUCACAGCAUAUGUCACUUCUUGCCUAAGUGUAGAUAAUCAAGUUAAAUUAAGAAUUUGAAACCAUGCUUUGAAAUCUUCUUCAUAUGUGCCAUAGUUGACUUAUGGACACUGUUUUGUACAGACACCAUCAUAAGGUAAAGAAACAUGGCCAGCUUCAUGUUUGUUUCUGUCCAGGUGACUGUGGGCUUUUUUGUUUUUUUUUCUGGUAGUUCUGUGACUCUGGACUGUGACUAUUGCACUGAUCUCAUAAAUAGGUCGCCUGCAUCUCUUGUAUGCGGUGUGGGCCCGUGUAGUUGGACGGAUGAUUGGUAAUCAGCGUUGGCGUGGGGCAUGAAUGGCGCCCCUGCUUUGAUGAAUGGUGGCAAGCCAGGGUGGAACAUUUAAAAGGUCUCCUCUAAAUUAGCCUCAGACAGAGGUGACUGAUGACUCCGUUGUCUCGAAGAGGAUAAACACGCAUCCAGAUAUACGAUCGCAUGUCCGCGUGCAGCCGGACAAAAUAGGCGAUGCCCCAGCCCAGAGGAAAGCCCCGGUCCAUAAAUCGUCGGGCCGGCUCGGGAAUGGAAGGAGGCUUGCUGCGCCCCUCCGUAGUGGAUAUGCUCAUGUUGGAAGGCCGGGCGCCCGUUUAGCUAGGUUGGUCUAGCAUAAUCCAGCUGUCACAGUGUCUAACAGAGCUGUAUACAUGAAUCAUUUCGAAGUUGCAGCGUUGGGUUGGGUUUCGGCUGUGUUUCUGGUGAUGUACUUGCAAAUCCUGAUCUCAGAUCAGGACCUCUGCUCUGAGAUGAAGAGCUCAGUGUGGGCUUUAUGUCCUGAAAGCUUUGCAGAGUAACGUGUAUUGUAAGGUGGUAGGGAGUGUUCGUUUUGUUGUUGUUUUACCCUAUUCAAGAUUUAAACACAUAAUGUUAUCUACUGUUUAAUUGUUUCAAGUCAAACUUGGGCACUUUGAUAAUCUGUAUAAAUUCAUGGCAGCUGAGAAAACUGAUCUGUUCUGGUUUUUGUCCAUAUAACGCAGUAACAUAUCUUGCACGUUACAAAAAUGUGUUAAAGUGUUCAGAAUUAUCAAUGUUCACACUGCAGCACUAAAAUAAUUCACAUUAUUUUUCAUACGCACUCCAUCCUAGAGGUUGGAUUGUCUAAAAACCCAAAAAUGAACGCUGAAUUAUUUAUGAAGUCAAUGGCACCUUGUUAUGACGUUUGCUUAUGUUCUCAAGCAAAGAAUUAGAGCCUUGUGCUAAUGGAUUUUCUGUAUGACCUCAAUGGUAAUUCAGUCAUUUGGUCUCUGAAGCAAAGGUAAUGAAGAUUGAGAACACUGAUCAUUGGAGAGAGGCUGUUAUCUUGAAAGCAAAUGUAAUUAUUUGUUAACUGGCUCACUAAAUGAAAACUAAAAGGGCAAUCGAAAUCUCGUUUGACUUAGCACUAAGUAAUAUUAAAUAGCAUUUUAAUUAGCUGAAUAACCAAGGAGCUGGAGUUAAGAGAUAACACAGAGAGAGGGGCCAAGUCACCCUAUCAGUACUACAGACAUAAAUCACAAUGAUUGAAAAUCAAUAAAAGUUUUGCAUUUGAGCAUAAUCAUAAUUUUUGUUUACUGCACUGCCUAUUACAUUUGUUAAAUGGGUUACAUACCUUGUAAAUGCGCUCAGUAAUGACGGAGGACACGGCAUGGGGUGAACUCUGCAAUUUUAAUUGUUGUCACUUAAGAAUAGAAAAAUCUAAAAAGCAUAAUUGCAGAAGGCUGUUCAAUUUUAGCUGAAGUUCAUUUUAUAUGCCAUGAAUGAAACAGGAAUUGGAAAGACUUUUAUAUAUUGGUGCUAUUGUGCCCUGAUAAAAAGCUUUCUUUUGCACUGUGUACUGAAAAUGUCCCAUAUGUUUCAAAGCAAAAACACAAAACAACUUUUGCCACAAUAGCAAAGUAGAGUUACAAAACUGAUCACUAAUGGUCCAUCUUUUUACUCCAGAAAUUACAUUCCAAUUCGUUCGGCAGCAUUGUGCGUUUUACAUAUGCCUCUUUUUUCCUUUCCACAAACUAUGAGCGGUCUGCAGUACAAGCAGGGGAGGAAAGGAUGGGUGUCUUAAGUGGCCUUCUGUCCAAAAAUAGGCAAAGCAAGAUCUUUAGUGCAUUAGAACAUGCAGAAGCCACCUCCGUCUGGCAGACAAUCAGUGUCCCCAAAGUUACUUGCUUCAUCUCACCAAGUUUGUACAGAAAUGUUCGUACACGGAACCCGCUCAGUUUUUGUAACCGGAUUUUCCAAAAACGCUCUCGGCUUAAAGGUCUCAUGUAUAAU
Molecule: messenger RNA, 6606 nt
Organism: Electrophorus electricus (electric eel)
Lineage: Eukaryota; Metazoa; Chordata; Actinopteri; Gymnotiformes; Gymnotidae
Gene: cdh7a
Product: cadherin 7a
Biological process (GO): cell morphogenesis; cell-cell junction assembly; adherens junction organization
Cellular component (GO): catenin complex; plasma membrane; adherens junction
Molecular function (GO): calcium ion binding; cadherin binding; beta-catenin binding
Source: RefSeq, a predicted model, not a curated record